Messenger RNA from Toxotes jaculatrix (banded archerfish), 8055 nucleotides. RefSeq names its product sodium channel, voltage-gated, type IV, alpha, a (gene scn4aa). The record is from RefSeq and is a predicted model, not a curated record. The transcript is spliced from 26 exons. The coding region runs from base 328 to 6051 and encodes 1907 amino acids. Gene Ontology annotation, biological process: sodium ion transmembrane transport; membrane depolarization during action potential; neuronal action potential. NCBI's taxonomy places the organism in Eukaryota, Metazoa, Chordata, Actinopteri, Toxotidae. Gene Ontology annotation, cellular component: axon; voltage-gated sodium channel complex; plasma membrane. Gene Ontology annotation, molecular function: calcium ion binding; voltage-gated sodium channel activity; protein binding.
CGACGGAAACGCGUGCAGGAGCGACCAGCUGUGUGGGAACGGGAAGCGGUUCCGCUGCCGUGUCAAGUGUCAAAGGUCUGAUCUGAUCCUACCUGGAGCAACUCCUCCGGUUUCACUGCAGGGCACCACACUGCGUCAGCAACAGCUGCCCUGCAGCCCCGCGCUGGCUGCCAGAAGGGGAGAAUUACGUCCUUAGUGUAAGGCUUGACGGAGGACUUGAUUUUUUUUUUUUUUCGAGUUUCUUGGAUUCGGUGGAAUUAUCUGCUUUACCGUGCCAGCUUCCUCUAGGGAAACCCUGGUGAGGCGGUAUCCCUUCGCGAUGCGAAGAUGGCGACCCUGCUCCCUCCCCCAGGCACCAGUGCGUUCCGCCCCUUCACCAAUGAAUCACUGGUGGAGAUCGAGAGGCUCAAGGCGGAAAGAAAAAAGGCCGCAGAAGUAGAGGGCCACGAGGAGGAGGAGCCGUCAGCCCCAAACGCUGACCUGGAGGCGGGGAAGAGCCUGCCCAUGAUCUAUGGAGACCCUCCGCCCGAACUGCUCAACACACCUCUGGAGGACCUGGACCCCUUUUACAAAGCACAGAAAACAUUCAUUGUGAUCAGCAAAGGAAACACAAUCUACAGGUUCAACGCUGAACCAGCUUGCUACAUUCUGAGCCCCUUUAGCUUGGUUAGGAGAGGAGCCAUCAAAAUUCUCAUACAUUCAUUAUUUAGCAUGUUCAUCAUGAUCACUAUUCUGUCGAAUUGUGUAUUCAUGACGAUGAGCAACCCACCAGCGUGGAGUAAAACGGUUGAGUAUGUUUUUACUGGUAUUUAUACCUUUGAGGCAACGGUCAAAGUGUUGUCCAGAGGUUUCUGCGUUGGAUCUUUUACAUUCCUUCGAGAUCCAUGGAAUUGGCUGGAUUUCAUGGUGAUCAGCAUGGCAUACAUCACUGAGUUUGUUGACCUUGGCAAUGUGUCGGCCCUCAGGACAUUUCGUGUACUUCGAGCCCUUAAAACAAUUACUGUGAUUCCUGGACUGAAAACCAUCGUGGGCGCUUUGAUCCAGUCAGUGAAGAAAAUGGUGGACGUCAUGAUUCUGACCGUCUUUGCUCUCGCGGUUUUCGCCCUCGUCGGCCUCCAGCUGUUCAUGGGAAAUCUGCGUCACAAAUGUGUGCGAUGGCCCAUUGACACAAACGAAACGUCGUUUGAAUUUUAUAACACCACAUCAGCAUUCAACGACACUGUGUCCUUCAACAACACCAUGGCGACCAUGGGCGUCAAUAGGACAACAUAUUCCAACAGUACCUUCAAUUUCAUGGAAUAUAUUGAAAACGCAGAGAAUCACUAUUAUUUGGAAGGCAGCCUAGAUGCACUACUUUGUGGAAACAGCUCUGAUGCUGGAAAGUGCCCUGAAGGAUUCACAUGCAUGAAGGCUGGGAGGAAUCCCAACUUUGGCUACACCAGCUUUGACUCUUUUGGCUGGGCCUUCCUGGCCCUCUUCAGACUCAUGACCCAGGACUACUGGGAGAACCUUUUCCAACUGGUCCUGCGGGCGGCUGGUAAGACGUACAUGCUGUUUUUUGUGGUGAUUAUCUUUCUGGGCUCCUUCUACCUCAUCAACCUCAUCCUGGCUGUGGUAGCCAUGGCUUACGAUGAGCAGAAUCAGGCGACUCAGAGAGAGGCCAUAGAGAAAGAGGAGGAGUUCCAGCGUCUACUAGAGCAACUCAAGAAUCAAGAACAGGCUCACAUUCUUGGGAGCCGUGCCACUCUAACCAGUAAGAAGUCGCUCAGUCAUCGCACGUUGUCUGAGUUGGCAGAUGAUGAACAGAGUCUCGAUCGUGAUGAAAUUGUCAAGGAUUGUAAUGGGAGAGUCGUCCCCCAUCUGAUCGUCCGAGCACCCACCAUGAAUGAGUCUGCUGUAGAUUAUGAACGCAGGGAGGCGUCACUUGGCUCUGUGCACAGCAUGCUCCAUGUGGAUGAACCAGGCCUGACGCAGAGAUCUGCUAGUGCUUUGACUGUGCUCACUGCAGCUGCUAUGGAAGAGUUGGAGGAGGCUCAGAGGCCGUGCCCACCCGGCUGGUACAAGUUUGCCGACAUGUUCCUGAAGUGGGACUGCUGCGGGCCCUGGGUGGUUUUUAAAAAGUGGGUGCACUUUGUGGUGAUGGACCCUUUUGUGGACUUGACCAUCACCAUCUGCAUCGUGCUCAACACCCUCUUCAUGGCCAUGGAGCACUACCCCAUGACCCCGGAAUUUGACUACAUGCUCUCAGUGGGGAAUCUGGUUUUCACUGGGAUCUUCGCAGCAGAAAUGUUCUUCAAGCUCAUCGCCAUGGAUCCCUACUACUACUUUCAAGUUGGCUGGAACAUUUUCGACAGCAUCAUCGUCACUCUCAGUCUAGUGGAGUUGGGGCUGGCGAAUGUCCAGGGGCUCUCUGUCCUUAGGUCUUUUCGUCUGCUUCGCGUCUUCAAACUUGCCAAAUCCUGGCCCACGCUCAACAUGCUGAUCAAGAUCAUCGGUAACUCGGUAGGAGCUUUAGGAAACCUGACUUUGGUGCUGGCCAUCAUUGUCUUCAUCUUCGCUGUGGUGGGCAUGCAGCUCUUCGGUAAGAGCUACAAGGACUGCGUGUGCAAGAUCUCCUCAGACUGCGAGCUGCCACGCUGGCACAUGAACGACUUCUUCCACUCGUUCCUCAUCGUGUUCCGGAUCCUGUGCGGGGAGUGGAUCGAGACCAUGUGGGACUGCAUGGAGGUGGCCGGAGCUGGGAUGUGUUUGGUUGUCUUCAUGAUGGUCAUGGUCAUUGGAAAUCUUGUGGUGUUGAACCUCUUCCUGGCUUUGCUGCUCAGCUCGUUCAGUGGAGACAACCUCUCAGCAGGAGACGAUGACGGAGAGAUGAACAACCUCCAGAUUGCCAUCGGCAGGAUCACACGGGGCAUCGACUGGUUCAAAGCGUUCAUCAUUCGAAUGCUCCUGCAGAUUCUUCACAAAAAACCCAAGGAGCCUGAGGACGGUCCGAUGGACGACGAGGACCCUAAAAUGGAGGAAAUUGAAAUGAACCACAUGGAUGCCAGUCAGAAUUUCAAAAUGGCAGAUGGGAUAUCCAAUUGUUUAGUUGAAGGUCGUCCUUCUGGAUUUAUUGUGGAUGGAGAGCUCAGUCUCAAUGUACCAAUCGCCCAGGGAGAGUCAGACUUUGAAAACCUGGAUGAGGAUGAUGAAGAUGAUGAAGAGGAUGCUGAUGAUGCUGAUGAUGAUCAUGCUGAUGAUGCUGAUCAUGCUGAUGAUGCUGAUGAUGCUAGUGACAAAGAGAUUUUAGAUGAAAAAAAUAACCAACAGAACAUACUGAUGGGUGCUUUGAAUGAUGGGGAGUCCUCAGUAUGCAGCACAGCGGACUAUCAGCCACCUGAGCCUGAACCAGAACAAGUGGAGGAAGAAGAGCCAGAGCCAGUGGAGCCAGAGGCCUGCUUCACUGACAGCUGCGUGAGGCGCUGGUCAUGUCUGACUGUGGACAUCACUCAGGGUAAAGGCAAGAAAUGGUGGAACCUCCGCAGGACUUGUUUCACUAUUGUGGAGCAUGACUGGUUUGAAACCUUCAUAAUCUUCAUGAUCCUGCUCAGCAGUGGAGCUCUGGCAUUUGAAGACAUACACAUAGAAAGACGCCGAACCAUCAAAAUUAUUCUGGAGUUUGCUGACAAAGUUUUCACCUACAUCUUUGUCAUCGAGAUGCUCCUUAAAUGGGUGGCAUACGGCUUCAAGACCUACUUCACCAACGCCUGGUGUUGGUUAGACUUUUUCAUCGUAGAUGUUUCCCUGGUUAGUUUAGUUGCCAAUUGGCUGGGCUACUCUGACCUUGGACCAAUCAAAUCCCUCAGAACCCUCAGGGCACUGAGGCCUCUCCGAGCGUUGUCAAGAUUUGAAGGGAUGAGGGUGGUGGUGAACGCUCUCGUGGGGGCGAUUCCCUCCAUCUUCAACGUGCUUCUGGUGUGUCUGAUCUUCUGGCUCAUCUUCAGCAUCAUGGGAGUUAACCUGUUCGCUGGCAAGUUCUACCGCUGCAUCAACACCACCACAGAGGAGCUUUUCCCCAUCUCUGAGGUCAACAACAGGAGCGACUGCGUGGCCAUCCAAGAAGCCACACAGGAGGCUCGCUGGGUCAACGUCAAAGUCAACUAUGACAAUGUUGGAAAGGGCUACCUGUCCCUGCUUCAAGUGGCAACUUUUAAAGGUUGGAUGGACAUCAUGUACGCUGCUGUUGAUUCAAGAGAGGUAGAGGAGCAACCGUCUUAUGAGAUCAACCUCUACAUGUACAUGUACUUUGUCAUCUUCAUCAUCUUUGGCUCUUUCUUCACACUUAACCUCUUCAUUGGUGUCAUUAUUGAUAAUUUCAACCAACAAAAGAGAAAGUUUGGAGAUAAAGACAUAUUUAUGACUGAGGAACAAAAAAAAUACUACGAUGCCAUGAAGAAACUUGGUUCCAAGAAGCCACAGAAGCCGAUUCCACGUCCAACAAACCUAAUCCAGGGCAUGGUGUUUGACUUCAUCAGUCAGCAGUUCUUUGACAUCUUCAUCAUGGUGCUCAUCUGCCUCAAUAUGGUGACCAUGAUGGUGGAGACGGACAAUCAGAGCCCGGAGAAGGAGGAUUUUCUCUUUAAAGUAAACGUGGCUUUCAUUGUCGUCUUCACCGGAGAGUGUGUUUUGAAGCUCUUCGCCCUGCGACAAUACUUCUUCACCAAUGGAUGGAACAUUUUUGAUUUUGUAGUGGUCAUCUUGUCAAUAGCUGGUACAAUGCUCUCAGACCUAAUUGAGAAGUACUUUGUGUCACCAACUCUGUUCAGAGUGAUCAGACUGGCCAGAAUAGGCAGGAUUCUGCGUCUUAUUAAAGGAGCUAAGGGCAUUCGGACGCUUCUCUUUGCGCUAAUGAUGUCACUUCCUGCCCUAUUCAAUAUUGGCCUCCUGCUCUUCCUCAUUAUGUUCAUCUUCUCCAUUUUUGGCAUGUCAAACUUUGCCUAUGUCAAAAAGGAGGCUGGAAUCGAUGACAUAUUUAACUUUGAGACAUUUGGCGGCAGCAUUAUCUGCUUGUUUGAGAUCACGACGUCGGCAGGCUGGGAUGGGCUUUUACUUCCAAUGCUGAACAGGGAGCCUCCGGACUGUGAUCCUGACUUUGAGAACCCCGGCACGGAUGUAAAGGGUAACUGUGGCAGCCCGGGUAUGGGCAUGAUGUUCUUCUGCAGCUACAUCAUCAUCUCAUUCUUAGUGGUGGUCAACAUGUACAUCGCCAUCAUCUUAGAGAACUUCAAUGUGGCGCAGGAGGAGAGUGGCGAUGCGCUCUGUGAGGAAGACUUUGAGAUGUUCAAUGAGACUUGGGAGAAGUUUGACUUGGAUGGAACUCAGUUCAUUGAGUACAGCCAGCUCUCAGAUUUUUGUGAUGCCUUGCAGGAGCCGCUGAGGGUGGCCAAGCCCAACCGGCUCCGUCUGAUUGAAAUGGAUCUGCCCCUGGUCAUCGGGGACAGGAUCCACUGCGUGGAUGUCUUGAUGGCCGUCACACAGAUGGUCUUGGGAGACACAGUGGAGAUGGCAGCAAUGCGGGAGAGCAUUGAGGCUAAGUUCAUUCUGAACAAUCCCACCAAUGAAUCUUUUGCGCCGAUUACCACAACAGUACGCCACAGAGAAGAGCAGAGGGCUGCUGUAGUCAUUCAGAGGGCUUACCGCGACCACCUACUGAAGCGCUGCAUACGCCACGCCUCUUUCAUGCACCGCUCUAAGCGGAUUGGUAGAAACGAUGAAGGUGAAGAGCCACCAGAAAAAGAGGGGCUGCUUGCACGAAGGCUGGGAGUGCUCUAUGGGAGCAAUGUGGACCUGGCAGAGGAGAUGGAGAAGGCUGCUUUAGAAACUCUAGCAAGCCAAGUGCCUAAUUAUCCCGAGACAUUGUCACAUUACCCAGGGGCCCAGUGUGGUCCAGAACCCCCUGAGCCAAACAUCAUGGUUGUACCCGUAGAAAUUACUAAUGAGGUUUUAUUACGUUCUGCCCCCAACCAACACAUCUUGACCCUACAGGCAAACCUGAGAGAGUCAAUUGUAUAACAAACAGCAUCCCACUGUUUUUUUUUGUUUUUGUUUUGUUUUUUACCAGUCAAGGGAGUAGUGUUCGUCAAGUAUAACUGACGAUGCAGAAUUUUCCACAUUAAAUGAAGAGGUUUCACAGUGCAAAUGAAUAUUUGUUUCAAUUCCUGUUUCUUCAUGUGACAUUUAAGUGUCUUUUUGAAAGUUGAACUGGAGUGCAUGGUUUCCUUUUAGAAUAACCAUAAAGACAAAUAUAAACUCUCUUAAUGCUGAAUGAAAAGGAUAGAUAAAUUACUUAAAGUCACCACCACUUUGUAAAAUACAAAGAAUUUGUCUUUAACAGUUCAGAAACGGUACCCUCUUGUCUGUGCCUGUAAUGCUUUUGCUGUAAAGUUGUGGAAAUCUAAGAGCACAGUUAGAUAUAAUUUCUCAGUGCAACGAUAACAGUUAAAAGUGGCAGUAAAUCCUCUUCCUCUGAUAUGACGUGAAUGCAGCACCAUUGCAGAUUUAAUUAGCAUGCACACAACACUACUUAAUCAUGAGAGCCACACUGACAUUGUACCAUUUCAUGGCUAAAAUAGUGUAUCACCUCAUUUAUUUUCAUUGUUGAAAAAAUAAACAGAACAAAUUCCUAUUCCUGCUUACUUCAAGUCACUUUUAUGUGGAAUCUCAACCAUGUGAGGGCUCUACGUGCUAAUUCUUUCAAUUACACACUAAGUGAUUUUCUAUGGUGGAAUUAGUUUUGUACAUAUGUAAAUUAUUAACGAAAAAAUAAAGCUUAUCUGCAUCAGAUUUGUCCCAGUCUACCAAUGAAACCCCGAUCUCUGUUAGUCAUUAUUAGUUAACAAUAACAUGGGCCAGCUAAUGCAGUGAACAUCUGUCCCUGACUGCCUCGUUCAGAAGGCCCAGUUUAUAUUGCACUAUUUUUAUCCCUUCCAUGUCAAGUUAGAGCAGUUACUGCUCUAACUUGACUGUACGCAGUCACUGAUAUAUGCAUGUCUUAUAAAUGUUUUGUCUGUUUUUUUUUUUUUUUUUCCCGUCAGAUAUUCAGUGAUAUCCAAAACUCAGAUCAGUCAAAAUUGUUUCCAUUUCAGCAUUCAGGUUUAAACACCAGCUGUGACUCCGAACUGAAGAUGAUGUGAUGUUUACAUUAACACCUUUGCAUGACAGAACUGCUAAGCUCCCUCUUCAUUUCAACUGUUUUCUGUAUUUGUCUAUUAAGUAAGAAUAACUCUAGCCAUAACAUAAGGACUUUGGUACUUGCUGUACGUUUUAAAUGAAGUUUUGCCUCAGGUUGGAUCAAGUGCAGAUCUUGCCUUGAAACAUAGAAUUGGGGUAGUUGAAUACAUGGCUCUGUAGUUAAUAAAAAGUACCCCAGUUUUCAAUGUGUAGACAGUAACACCUAUUUACAUAUUUUCAUUUGUUGAGAAUCUUUAUGCAAAAGGGAUCUAUUCAUCUCAAGUCUGUCCUCACACAGAGAGGCUGCUUUACCUGCUGUUGUGUAAGUCUUAAUUUAAAAUGUCUUACUCUGAAAAUAUAUACAUGAAUAACAUAAGCACUUUUACAGUUUUCUAGUUUGUUUUGUACAAUAGACUCUAGAAGAUUGUCUCUUCUCUUGUUCAUGUGUUCAGCACUGUUUUAACAUCAGCCCUGGAGGAAAAACAAAAACCAGGAAUGUUUUCCUCUGUGAGGGGUCUCUUUGUCUUAUCCUGCUGCCGCAGCAUGGCAGUUAUUCCUGUCAGAAGUCUGUAAUGUGACCUGCAGCAAUCCUAUUUUACAUUGACACACUGCUGCACCACUUAGCUGUAGACUCCCCUGAUGGUACAAUCGUAUUCAUAAGACAGUGUCCUCCUUUUGUUUACAUUUCUAAUGGAGGAAAAACCAUAUCAGGGGCUUUACUGGUACACCCACAGUCAGUGUUGCCUGUAUAUAGAUUUUUUUCUUUUUUUCCUUCUGUAUUGUAUAUUUAUAUCAUUUUGUUAUUGUAAAAAAAUUGUAACUAUAUUGUUAGAAUAAAGUACUUGU